Molecule: messenger RNA, 3651 nt
Organism: Mauremys mutica (yellowpond turtle)
Lineage: Eukaryota; Metazoa; Chordata; Testudines; Geoemydidae
Product: immunoglobulin alpha-2 heavy chain-like
Exons: 5
Coding region: 556-1413 (285 amino acids)
Biological process (GO): regulation of immune response
Cellular component (GO): cell surface
Molecular function (GO): MHC class I protein binding; coreceptor activity
Source: RefSeq, a predicted model, not a curated record
GAGAUAGGAACAGCCCUAAGGCAAGGAUUCCACCGGGGACCAGCAGAACUGUGGGGUGAGGUCCCGUACAACCCCUGAAGGAGAGAGACCCAGCUGGAGUCUCGGAGGAAGGCUGAGUGAUACAGCUUCCAUCCCAGAAUGGAGUACAAGAAACUGAGGCAGGGAUGCAACCCUGAUUCUACAAUGGACCACCGGGGAUACUCCAGGACUGAGUCCCCUACCACUUUGCACCUCAGUCAGGCCACGUGCCACGGCAUAGGUGGCACAGCAGGUUCUCAGAAAACCCAUGACACUGUUACAGCCUCGAAAAUGUGAUGCCAAAAAGGACCAAUCCUGCACAGAUCCAUGCCCCAGUGGGUGUUCUGGAUGUGCACAGGUUUCAGGAUUGGAUCCAACCUGCAGAGUAAGAAGACGGGUGACAUGGCAAAGUCCAACCUCUCCCAUAUUCUGGAAAUGCAUAAAAGGAGGCGUUAGUUCUGUCAUUUCUGAAACAAGCUGCAGCUUUCACUUUGGUGAUUUAAAUGGCGAAUAAAGUCCUCCAAGCCUGGCCUCCAAAUGAUCGUUACCGUGUUGGGAGCACAGUUAUCUCUGUACCCCACUCAGCGAUUCCUGUUUGUCGAAAUUAGUGCUAAGGCAAAGAUCCCCUGUUCUUCCAAAGAAAAGCUGGAAGGAGGUGGCAUUUCGGUUUAUUGGUACAGGAGAAGAGAAGGUGAGGGGCCCACCUGCAUCAAGAAAUGCUUAAAUGAUCAAAAUGUAAGUAAGUUUGCUUGCAAACUCGAGACACACGGCAUGACACUGGAAAUCUACAACGUCCAGCAGAAGGACUCUGGUGACUAUUACUGUGCAGUUAAAUCCAGCAGCUAUCUGAUUUUCGGCAAUGGAUCCACGCUGAUUGUUGGAGACAGCUACACCACCAGCAGCUGGGUUUUGCUUCUGGUUCCAUCUCCCCACGGCCUCAUUUCCACUGGGAUGGUUGAUCUGGCUUGCAUUGUCCAUGGAGUCUUCAACCCAGUCCAAAUUUCCUGGAAUAUUUCUGGGGAUCAGCAGGAAGAGGCACUAAUGCGAUCACUGAAAGCAAAGGAUGGAUCCUUAAUGCGCAUAAGUCACAUUAGCAUCCCAGAAGAUACCUGGACCAGUGUGAAAAUUUUCACCUGUGAAGUCAAAUUCAACUCUUCUGGCAACAGAGUUAAGAAAAGUGCCAGGUAUUUUGAAUUCCAUCCCAGCUGGUGUGUGCCGCAGAUAUUGCACCAUGUGGUGGCAGUUUUCCUGGUGGGGUUGAUGGUGUCUCUGAGUCUGGCUUGGAUUUGCUGCUGUUCCAGUCCAGGCUCAAAGGGUUUAUGCCCAAGUGGAGUUUCAGUCAAGGAAUCACAACCAGAUCAGGAUGCAGUGGCUGAUGGAAGAGAAAAAUCGUAACCCACACUGAGAUACGAGUCUGGAAACUCACAGCUGGUUCACUGCUGACCUCGACGACAGCAGCCGUUUUGUAAGAUGGUGUCUUUCUGUAAAAGCUGUUGGUCUGUUUUUACUGCUUCUGCUCGUCACUGCUGCUGCAUGUGGCUCAGUUGCAAAAUAUAAUUAAAAAGUAACCCGACUUGUCCACCUAGAGCAUAAAUAGCAGGAAGUCACAGAAAGAACCAAACCCGUGGAGGUGAGAGAUUUCCUGCUGCGAUAGGAAAGACAUUGUCAUGCCUGUGAGGCAGGUGCUGGCCCCUUCCUGACACUUACUGGGGUUCUUUGGUCGGCCCUUUCCAGUACCAAAAGAAAGGGGACGGGCCAAUGAGAAACUGACAGUCCUCAGGGCCAAUGGGGAGAGGCUGAUGCUCCAAGUCAGCUAGAUUGACAGGGCAGGCAGGCCAACGAGGGAGCCAGGAGCCUGGAGGGCCCGUCCUCUGUCUGAGGUUUACCUGCCUACGGCAGACUGAGUAGGGCUGAGUUAAGGGGAGAGCAGCUGCCGGAGCUGAGGUUGAGGUAGAGGCAGAGCAGCCAGAGCCAGAGGGGCCAGGGAGCAGCCCAGAUGGCAGAGCCGGGGGCUGGGGGCAGAGCCGAGGGUGGGGCAGCACAGAGGAGCUGGGCUGAGCUGCAGCGGGGAGCUGCGGGGCCGGAGCUGGGGAGCGGACGCCGGCCCCGCCGAAGUUAACACCGGAGCCAAGCAGCUGGCGAAAGCGAGGGGGACUCUGGGCACAGGGCCCGAUGCAGAGAGACGUCGCCAGACAAGAGGCCUCGCAGGCCGGACUCGGAGCAGGGACGUGAACCCGAUGGGACGGUUGGUGCUGGGGAGAAGGGUCCUGCCACCCCCAGAGCAGGGGUCUGACCCGGGGUAUCACCGCAGCACAGCCAGGGCCUGGGAAGGAGGCCUGGGACGUGUGAGGAACAGACUAUGAGCUUCCCUGAUGUCUCAGAUCCGGCUGGUUGUGCUGUCUCCUGUGCCCACCGGGUGGGGUUCCUUUUUCCCUUUAACCUUUCCCAUUUUUUCUCUAAUUUUUUUUACAGUUGUUGUUUAAUGGAUUGCAUUGGAUUUGAACUGUCUGUAACGAUCCGGGGGUCAGGGAAGCGUCCGGUGUGGAGAGAGGACCCCAGAGUGCGGACACCCUCACCUCUGUCCCAUGCAGCAAAGUCCUCACAUCCCCGAUCAGACUGGGGCUUCAGUCUCCCAGGAAUCCUAGGCCCAGCCUUGUUGGCGUUAUGACUCUGCCGCAUGGGAGACUGGAAAGGGAGUCCCCAAGGUCAGACAGGCAUCUGGGUAAAGGGAAUUGGAGCGAGGAGUCAGAUCCGUUCGAUGGCCAAUUCCAUCGGGUUAGUGUAUGAGCCAGGAAAGUUCCCCACAACAGCGGGACCAUCCCCCGAUUACAUACAGGUAUCUUUGCAACAUACUGGUGCAUUUAGGGACAAAUUCCACCCUCUCUGCAGGAGCAGAGGGUUGUAGACAGUGUCAUUUCAUAAAGGGUGUCAGGAUUGCAGGAGCCUGCACGUGGUCUAUGUGCUCCCUGUGUGCUCUGGAGCUUGGACUGGUUCCACCAAUGUUCUGUGACCCGUGAAGGAGACGAUUCCUCUCCUCUUCCCCCCUGAGCUCAGUUACUCAGGCUGUGCUCUGGUAACAGGAGUUGGGGCUCAGGGCCUGCCUUAUUCACACAGGCAGCCACAGUGAACUCAGCUACUCUCAUGUCUAGUCCGAAUCCUUAGUGCUUUUGAAAGGGGAGGUGGGAGGUUGUACCCACGAGAAACUGAACAUCCCCCCGAUUGGGCGUGAGACUCAGGUGUGUUACCGGUAGCACAAGCAGAACCAGCCUUGGCCCCCUGAUGCGCCGAUGGAAGGGGCAGAACCAGACAGAAGUGACACUUCCCAGCUGGGUGGAGGCUGCUUUUGGCUGCCUCCGAGGAGCUGCCAUCAGCAGGACCGAGCCGCCUGGCCAGCAGUAUCGUUCCCUGGUGUGGGGGGGGAUUAUGAAUGGGAAACUGUGUCUGAAUGGAGCUGCGUGAGGUCAGGCUCUCUCCGCAUCCCCGUCCUGGAGCAGCUACUCCAAUGAAUUCCUUGGGAAACUGCUGCUUUUCCCAAAGGGCUGGAUCCACAGGGCCUCAUGCCAGCACCUGUCUAUCUUCUCUAUGUAACAUGCUUUAUCAACGGGAGGGGCUCCCCCAGCCACGGAGCCUGCA